Parascedosporium putredinis is the source of this 741-nucleotide messenger RNA. The record is from the annotation of a GenBank genome assembly. Lineage: Eukaryota; Fungi; Ascomycota; Sordariomycetes; Microascales; Microascaceae.
AUGACUUCGCGUUCUUCUCGCACCGUGGCCCAUUUCUCUUACUUACGCGUCGCCACUCUUGAGAGCCAAAGUAAACACUUGGGGAUCAUCCUGGGACGAUUACGACAACACCGGAAGCUGAAAAUCUGGUUCUUCGCGAUGGAAGAGGAAGAGCGCUGCGCAAACCCGCUCCUACUUGGUUGGGUAAAGGAGUGGCUGGACUUUGCUCGUGAAAAGAACAGCAAAGGCGUUCUCGUUUACAAACACGCUUAUGACGCCCUCAACUCCUGCCCCAUCACCUUUCGGCACCCGUCCCAGCUCCAGCAGCUCAAGGGAUUCGGGCCGAAACUUUGCCAGAGACUUACGGACAAGCUCAAGGCUCACUGUGAGGAGAAUGGCUUGCCGAUGCCCAGCGCUGGCCGUCGCCCGGCAGGUCUAGCCGACGCUCAGGCUGGGACAGAGGAGUUGGCUCCUUCACCGCCCAAGAAGCGUCGGAAGAAGAAACCCUACGUUCCGGCCUAUCGGUCUGGAGCCUACGCCAUAGUCAUGGCGUUGUCAAGUCUAGAUGAGAACACACCGGGUACUCAAGGGCUUCCCAAAGCCCAAUUGAUUGAGCUGGCCCAGCCGUUGUGCGACUCCUCCUUCACCGCGCUCACCGGUCCCACCAAGUUCUAUACCGCUUGGAACUCGAUGCGGACUUUGAUUGACAAGGACCUUGUCUACGAAAAGGAGGCCCAUGAGGAAGUACACAUUGACGGAUGA